This is a messenger RNA of Gopherus flavomarginatus (Mexican gopher tortoise), 3000 nucleotides long. It is a transcript of the gene HMGCS1, whose product is annotated as 3-hydroxy-3-methylglutaryl-CoA synthase 1. Gene Ontology annotation, cellular component: cytosol. Gene Ontology annotation, biological process: acetyl-CoA metabolic process. The record is from RefSeq and is a predicted model, not a curated record. Bases 119 to 1687 code for a protein of 522 amino acids. Lineage: Eukaryota; Metazoa; Chordata; Testudines; Testudinidae. The transcript has 10 exons. Gene Ontology annotation, molecular function: hydroxymethylglutaryl-CoA synthase activity.
GCUUGGGCGGCGGGGCUGGUUUAAAGGCGCCGCCCCUACUCCCGUGCCCCGUCCAGUGGCUGAGGGAGAGAGAACGAAGCGGCUAGCAGGGACCGGCGCAUCACGCAGCUCUACAACAAUGCCUGGGUCUCUACCUGUGAAUGCUGAAGCCUGUUGGCCAAAAGAUGUGGGAAUUGUUGCCCUGGAGAUUUAUUUUCCUUCUCAGUAUGUUGACCAGACAGAAUUGGAAGCAUUUGAUGGUGUGGAUGCUGGGAAGUACACCAUUGGCUUGGGUCAAUCGAAGAUGGGAUUCUGCUCAGAUAGAGAAGAUAUCAACUCGCUCUGCUUGACUGUGGUACAGAAGCUUAUGGAGAGGAAUAGUCUCUCGUAUGAUUGCAUUGGGAGAUUAGAAGUUGGAACAGAGACAAUCAUUGACAAGUCAAAAUCUGUGAAGACUGUCCUGAUGCAGCUCUUUGAGGAUUCUGGUAAUACAGAUGUCGAAGGGAUUGACACAAUAAAUGCAUGCUAUGGAGGCACUGCUGCUAUCUUUAAUGCUGUUAACUGGGUUGAGUCCAGUUCUUGGGAUGGUCGUUAUGCGCUUGUUGUUGCUGGAGACAUAGCUGUGUAUGCCACUGGGAAUGCCAGGCCAACUGGUGGAGCUGGUGCUGUUGCUAUGUUAAUUGGUCCAAAUGCUCCUUUAAUUUUUGAGCGAGGACUGCGUGGGACCCACAUGCAGCAUGCAUAUGAUUUUUAUAAGCCAGAUAUGGUGUCUGAAUAUCCUGUAGUUGAUGGUAAACUAUCUAUUCAGUGCUACCUCAGUGCAUUAGAUCGCUGCUAUUUUGUCUACCGCAACAAAAUCCGUGCUCAGUGGCAAAAAGAAGGAAGUGACAGAGACUUUACUUUGAAUGACUUUGGCUUCAUGAUCUUCCAUUCUCCGUACUGUAAACUUGUACAGAAAUCUGUGGCUCGACUGUUGUUGAAUGACUUUCUUAGUGACCAGAACUCUAAAACAGAAAAUGGUAUCUAUAGUGGCUUGGAAGCUUUCAGGGAUGUAAAACUGGAGGAUACCUAUUUUGACAGAGAUGUGGAGAAGGCGUUUCUGAAAGCUAGUGCUGAACUCUUUAAUCAGAAAACCAAAGCUUCAUUACUUCUAUCCAAUCAAAAUGGAAACAUGUACACCCCUUCAGUCUAUGGCUGCCUUGUUUCUCUUCUAGCACAGUACUCCCCACUGCAGCUAGCAGGACAAAGAAUUGGUGUGUUCUCCUAUGGCUCUGGUUUUGCUGCUACACUCUACUCCAUUAGAGUUACGCAGGAUGCCACACCUGGUUCUUCUCUGGAUAAAAUAACUGCUAACCUAUCUGAUCUGAAAACAAGACUUGACUCAAGAAAGUGUAUUGCACCAGAUGUCUUCGCUGAAAACAUGAAGAUUAGACAGGAAACGCAUCACUUGGCCAACUACAUUCCACAGUGUUCAGUGGAUGAUCUCUUCGAGGGAACGUGGUACCUAGUGCGAGUGGAUGAAAAACACAGAAGAACUUAUGCUCGACGUCCAGUGCUGGGUGAUGGGCUUUUGGAAGCAGGAGCUGAGGUUGUCCAUCCAAGCAUAGUUCAUGAGCUUAUCCCGAGCCCUGCUAAGAAAGUGCCAAGAAUCCCUGCAACCACAGAAUCUGAAGCUGUUGCUGUCUCUGUUUCCAAUGGAGAGCAUUAAUAUACCUCUGUGAGGUGUGAAAUGGGCGUGUGGUGGGAAAGGAAAAGGGAUUAAAUAUUAUCUAAAUUUCACUGUACAGAAAUAUUCUAAUUGGAGCAUGGAAAACUGUUUAAACUCCUUGACAGGCUUUGUUUAAUUUGGUUUCAUAACACUAAAGCAUGAAUGUAUUGGAAAAGAAAAAGGCAAAGGUUCUGAGGGCUUUCAUAACUCUGGAUGUUGGUGUGGUUUUAAAAAAAGAUUCAGGAAUGGGUGUACCAAUUACAAGAUCUUGUUAAGUGGACACAGAAAAACUGGAAUUUUGCUUGACUUCCCAACUUAAGUUAAACCUUCUAAAAUAGGUUUAAAUGUGCAUGCACAAAUUCACCCUGGGAGUAAAAUUUUCUAAAUGGAAGGGGGGGGGGGGAAACGAAUGGGUUCCCUCCUCUCCCCAAAAACUAACCAAAAGCCAUUCUCUCUCUCUCUCUUUCUUUCUUUUUCAGAAGUCACUUUGGUUUUCAAUGUUGGGGUCCUCACUGCAUUGACAAUAAGUGGUCAGUUUUCUAAAUACAAUAUACCCAUUUCUUCCCCAGCUAAAAAAAUUAAGAUAGGAAUAGGUAUUAAGUGAUCAAAAAUCCGUGACCACCUUAUAGAUUUGAUCUCCAUCUAACUUCCAGUGCCCGAAUCACAUCAAUUUUAGCCACAUCCUUAAAGCCCACCACUAUACUUUUUUGGCAACAUGAGCAGAGGCCAAGGACUGAAUGAAGUUGGAGUCUUUUUUGUUGUCCCUCCACUGAGCAGUUCUUGGCAGGGCAGUGGGAAGAAAGCUGCAUCUGUCAAAUAAAGGGUUUAAUUCCUUAAUUCUUUCAAUCUGGCACCUUUUAAAAAGCAUUUAGGUUUAAUACUCUUUUUUUGUCAGAAUGAUCACAGCGCAGACUUCUAGUCCUCGAUUUCCAAAUACAAUGGGGGAGUUCAUUGAAACUGACAAACCACAAAGGGAAAAGAUGUGACAGCUCCUCCUUGACUCCUGGCUCUUCUACUGUAUUUUUCUUAAUGACAGUUUUUAACUCUGAACUCCAUAACUGAUUUCAUAUUUCACACUCCCCUUGUACUUCUAUAACAAGACUGUUGCAGGAAAACACACAAACCUUCUUCCAUCUUUCCAGUCUGAAAGCUGUUCAUCAUGCAAGGAGCAAAUGCCCAAAACUAGUGGGGAGACCAUUCUGAGCUGUCAAGAGCCUUGCUAGUUUGUAAAAUAUAUUUAAAUUGUUCUAAUGUACAGGACUGAGUUUAAUUUUUGUUAAUUCUUGUUUAAUUUUAUUUCACUGUCCACUUCA